Pyrenophora tritici-repentis Pt-1C-BFP is the source of this 861-nucleotide messenger RNA. RefSeq names its product Herpes-BLLF1 multi-domain protein. The record is from RefSeq and is a predicted model, not a curated record. Lineage: Eukaryota; Fungi; Ascomycota; Dothideomycetes; Pleosporales; Pleosporaceae.
AUGUUUACCAACACCAUCCUUACCGUGGCCGCCGUAGCCUCCACUGCUCUCGCAGCACCCUGGACAAACAACCGCGUUGACCCCAAGUGCACAAUCGUGUUCGAUGGCCGCGUUCCCAAGAACCUCACACCUACCGCCCUGGACGUCCAGUCCACCAACACCAUCUUCAACGCCGACUACGUCAAGGGCAACAACCUGACAUGGUCGCAAAUCCUGCAAUUCCCCUACGAGGUCUCGCGCUUCGACGGUAGCAACUAUAAGGCCGUCGAAGUCACCAUUUCCGACAAGUCCAUUUUCCAGCAGCAAAAGGGCUUCCGCCGCGCCGGUCUCCAGUUCCUCAAGGAUGCGCCCGACGGUGAGGGCGCCAAAGGUGUCAAGACGCUGCACUGGAGCGUCAAGCAGGACUCUGCUAAGCCGUUGAACUUGACGCACGAGUACCUCAAUGUCUGGCACGAGGCCGCCGACUACAGCAACAACCAGAUCCAAUUCCAAACCGGAUCUCUGAUUGGCAAGAGCGACGCCGACAAGAAGAGCUUCAAGAUUCUUGACCGCAGCGGUACCUCGCUCUGGUCUGUCCCCAUUGACUUUACCCAAUGGCAGAACUUUGCCGCCAAGCUCGACUACAACAACAACCAAGCCACUUUCUACUACAGCACCGGCUUGAACCAGCUCAAGCAGGUCGCCGGCCCUACCGCUGUCAACCUCGCCGGCGGCGGCCAGUACCAAAUCGGCAUCCUGAAGAAGCCCACCGGCACCUCUGACGUCGCCAACGCAGGCUACCAGUCGCCCAACCUCAACGAGGGACAGAUCUACGGUGGUCUCUUCCUUGAGGACUCCAGCAACGGCUGCAUCUCGCUCUAG